UUCACUUGUACAUUGACAAAGUUGGGAACAAGAUGGCGGACCUACCUCCUCCAGUUCAAGGACCAACCGCAAAGGAGAAGAAGUACGACCGACAGCUGCGUUUGUGGGGAGCUACCGGUCAGCUUGCGCUCGAGAACUCGCACAUCCUCCUCAUCAACAAUGGGCCCGGCGUUGUUGGCAUUGAGACCCUUAAGAAUUUGGUUCUGCCUGGGAUCGGCCAAUUCACUAUCCAGGACUCCGUUGUCGUCACCGAAGCGGAUUUGGGCGUGAACUUCUUCUUGGAAGAUCAGCAUCUUGGUGGCUUUCGCGCUGAACACACCAGCAACUUGCUCAAGGAGCUGAACCCUGAUGUGAAAGGCCACUUCAUCACAGAGCCCAUCGAAUCAUGGCUGGUCAGGCCGGAUGCUCUACGGCCGUACACACUCAUCAUCGCGACUGCUCCAGUGCGUCCUGAGCUGCUCGCAAAGCUCUCCGAUCAUGCAAGCGCUGCGCUGCUCCCGCUCUUCUACGUUCACUCGGUCGGCUUCUACUCGCACUUCUCGGUGCACCUCCCGUCCGCCUUCCCCAUCGUCGACACACAUCCUGGUUCCGAGACCACCGCAGAUCUGCGGUUAUUGAAGCCAUGGCCGGAGCUGCUGCAGUUUGCAGAAGAGAAGACAGCAAACCUCAAGAGCAUGAGCCCUGACGAUCAUGGGCAUGUGCCAUACCUGGUGUUGCUGCUGCAUUAUCUGGAGGAGUGGAAGAAGACACACAACGGGGAGGUGCCGCAAAGCUACAAGGAGAAGACAGAGUUCAGAACGACAGUGUCACAAGGUGCAAGGACAAACAACCCAGAGGGUGGAGAGGAAAACUUCGAUGAAGCUGUGGCCGCCGUCCUCAAGUCACUGAACCCCCCGCAAGCCAGUAGUUCGGUCAAGGAGAUCUUUACUGCACCAGAAUGUCUCCUCAUCCGCGAAGACUCACCCACCUUCUGGGUUAUCGCGAACGCCAUCGGCUUGUUCUACACAAAGUACGGUGUACUUCCAGUUCCUGGCUCCGUACCGGACAUGAAGGCUCGCUCCAAGGACUACAUCCAGCUUCAGAACGUCUACAAGUCGAAAGCACGGAAGGAUCUUGCUGAAGUACUAGAGAGCGUGCGGUUCUUAGAGAGGAAUGCCAACCGGAGCACACCCAUCGAAGAGAAGGAUGUCGAGGCAUUCUGUAAGAACGCUGCACACAUCAAGCUGGUGCGUGGGCGGCCGUUCCAUGUGGUGCAGGCUGGCCAAAAGGUCAAGUGGGGCGACAGGGCGAGGUCUCUCGCACAAGAGCUUACCUUCCCUGACUCUCUCAUUCCGCUGUACAUCGUCUUCCUGGCAUGGGACGAGUUUACCGCAACACACGACAAGGAUGCCCUGGGUGGCACUGCACAAGCACCCGGCGAGACAGAUGCCGAUACAGACGCCGAGAAGCUCACCGGCAUUGCUCAAACGAUCAUGGACGGCUUGAUCAAGGAAGCUGGAACCCACGUGGAAGACCCAGAAUACUCGACGAUCAAGACGCAGAUUGGAGAGUUUGCCCAAGAGUUCGCUCGAGCAGGCGCUGCUGAGCUACACAACAUCGCUGCGCUUACUGGUGGCAUUGUGUCGCAGGAGAUCAUCAAGGCGAUCACAGAGCAGUACGUUCCGGUCGACAACACGUGCGUCUUCGACGGCGUCAAGAGCAAGAGCGCCGUUUUCAAGGUAUGAGAGCUUCGUCUCUGGCCAGAGACCCACAGCGUGUAUUCGAUAUCUGCGAUGCAUCGAUUUGAAUGAGCAUCUACAAUUGUAGACUGCAGAUCGCUGGGAGAUGAUCAACAAUGCGCUCGGGGUGAGCUUUGAAGUUGGUGAGGCUACGGAUGGGAUCGGGCCAGUGUAUAAACGGAAUCAAGAGCGUAACAUAGAUUCUCAACGAG
Macroventuria anomochaeta is the source of this 1930-nucleotide messenger RNA. Its product is annotated as NEDD8-activating enzyme E1 regulatory subunit. NCBI's taxonomy places the organism in Eukaryota, Fungi, Ascomycota, Dothideomycetes, Pleosporales, Didymellaceae. Gene Ontology annotation, cellular component: cytoplasm. Gene Ontology annotation, molecular function: NEDD8 activating enzyme activity. The record is from RefSeq and is a predicted model, not a curated record. The coding region runs from base 33 to 1724 and encodes 563 amino acids. Gene Ontology annotation, biological process: protein neddylation. The transcript has 5 exons.